This is a messenger RNA of Nannospalax galili (Upper Galilee mountains blind mole rat), 6873 nucleotides long. RefSeq names its product kinase suppressor of ras 1 (gene Ksr1). Bases 208 to 2841 code for a protein of 877 amino acids. The transcript is spliced from 20 exons. The record is from RefSeq and is a predicted model, not a curated record. Lineage: Eukaryota; Metazoa; Chordata; Mammalia; Rodentia; Spalacidae. Gene Ontology annotation, molecular function: protein kinase activity; ATP binding. Gene Ontology annotation, biological process: protein phosphorylation.
GAAGCCGUCGGGUCGUGGAGGCUUUCGCUUUGCCGCCCUGGCUUGGCGGCUGGAGGAGCGUAUUCGGCAGCUGGCUCUCUAGGCUCCGGGCUCCGGCGGCGCCGAGGGGCGCUGCUUGUCCCGCCCUCCCGGCUCGGGGCUUCCCUGCUGAGGCGCCCGCGCCCCCGGGCUCCCAGCCUCGGCCCCCCGCGGCCCCGAUGCCGAGGCAUGGAUAGAACGGCGCUGCGCGCUUCGGCGAUGGGGGAGAAGAAGGAGGGCUGCGGCGGGGGGGCGGCGGCGGCCGCGGAUGGGGGCGCAGGGGCCGCGGCCAGCCGGGCGCUGCAGCAGUGCGGCCAGCUCCAGAAGCUCAUAGACAUCUCCAUCGGCAGCUUGCGCGGGCUGCGCACCAAGUGCGCGGUGUCCAACGACCUCACCCAGCAGGAGAUCCGGACCCUGGAGGCGAAGCUGGUGCGGUACAUCUGUAAACAGCGGCAGUGCAAGCUGAGUGUGGCUCCCAGCGACAGGACUGCCGAGCUCAACAGCUACCCACGCUUCUGUGACUGGCUAUAUACCUUCAGUGUGAGGCCCGAGGUGGUGCAGGAGAUCCCCCGAGAGCUUACGCUGGAUGCCCUGCUGGAGAUAGAUGAGACCAAGGCAAAGGAGAUGCUGCAACGCUGGGGGGCCAGUCCCGAGGAGUGUAGCCGGCUACAGCAAGCCCUCACCUGCCUGCGGAAGGUGACAGGCCUGGGAGGGGAGCACAAAGAAGACUCAGGUUGGAGUUUGUCAGAAGCAAGACGGGAAAGUAGCUCUGGGCCUUCAGUGGACACACUCUCUCCAGCCAGCCUAGCCUGGCCCCCAGGGAACUCCUCCCUGAGCAGAGUGGUAGGCGGCACCCAGGGUUCCCGCUCCAUCUCUGUGUCAACUCUGCCUGCCUCAGACUCUCCAGCCGCCCCCAGCCUCAGUGAGGGCCUCUCGGACACCUGUAUCCCCCUGCACACCAGCGGCAGGCUGACCCCCCGGGCCCUGCACAGCUUCAUCACACCCCCUACCACACCCCAGCUUCGACGGCAUGCCAAGCUGAAGCCACCAAGGACGCCUCCACCACCCAGCCGCAAGGUCUUUCAGCUGCUGCCCAACUUCCCCACGCUUACCCGCAGCAAGUCCCAUGAAUCCCAGCUGGGGAACCGAAUCGAUGAUGUCUCCCCAAUGAGGUUUGAUCUCCCACACGGAUCCCCACAGAUGGUACGAAGGGAUAUCGGACUCUCUGUGACACACAGGUUCUCCACUAAGUCCUGGUUGUCACAGGUCUGCAAUGUGUGCCAGAAGAGCAUGAUGUUCGGAGUGAAGUGCAAACACUGCAGGUUGAAGUGUCACAACAAAUGUACAAAAGAAGCCCCUGCCUGUAGAAUAUCCUUCCUUCCAUUAGCUAGACUUCGGAGGACAGAGUCUGUUCCCUCGGACAUCAACAAUCCAGUGGACAGAGCAACAGAGCCCCAUUUUGGAACCCUCCCCAAGGCACUAACAAAGAAGGAACACCCUCCAGUCAUGAACCUGGACUCCAGCAGCAACCCGUCUUCUACUACAUCCUCCACGCCCUCGUCUCCAGCACCCUUCCAAACUUCAUCUAACCCCUCCAGUGCUACCACGCCCCCCAACCCCUCACCUGGCCAGCGGGACAGCAGAUUCAACUUCCCAGCUGCCUACUUCAUUCAUCAUAGACAGCAGUUUAUCUUUCCAGAUAUUUCGGCCUUUCCACAGGCAUCUCCGCUCCCCAAUGCAGCCGACAGCACACGGCUUGAUGACCAGCCUAAAGCAGAUGUGCUGGAGGUUCAUGAAGCAGAGGCUGAGGAGCCAGAGGCUGGCAAGUCAGAGGCAGAAGACGAUGAGGAUGAGGUGGAUGAUCUACCCAGCUCCCGCCGGCCCUGGCGGGGCCCCAUCUCUCGAAAGGCCAGCCAGACCAGCGUGUACCUGCAGGAAUGGGACAUCCCCUUUGAGCAAGUGGAACUGGGUGAGCCCAUCGGGCAGGGCCGCUGGGGCCGGGUACAUCGGGGCCGCUGGCACGGCGAAGUGGCUAUCCGGCUGCUGGAGAUGGAUGGCCACAAUCAGGACCAUCUGAAGCUGUUCAAGAAAGAGGUGAUGAACUACCGGCAGACUCGGCAUGAAAAUGUGGUGCUCUUCAUGGGAGCCUGUAUGAAUCCACCCCACUUGGCCAUCAUCACCAGCUUCUGCAAGGGUCGGACAUUGCACUCGUUUGUGAGAGACCCGAAGACAGCUCUGGAUAUUAACAAGACGAGGCAGAUUGCUCAGGAGAUCAUCAAGGGCAUGGGGUAUCUUCAUGCCAAGGGCAUUGUACACAAAGAUCUCAAGUCCAAGAACGUCUUUUAUGACAAUGGCAAGGUGGUCAUCACAGACUUUGGGCUGUUUGGGAUCUCUGGUGUCGUCCGGGAGGAGCGGCGUGAGAACCAGCUAAAGCUGUCCCACGACUGGCUGUGCUACCUGGCCCCUGAGAUUGUGAGGGAGAUGACACCUGGGAAGGAUGAGGACCAGCUGCCCUUCUCCAAAGCUGCUGACGUCUAUGCAUUUGGGACUGUGUGGUAUGAGCUACAGGCGAGAGACUGGCCCUUCAAGCACCAGCCCGCAGAGGCCUUGAUCUGGCAGAUUGGAAGUGGGGAAGGAGUAAAGCGUGUGCUGGCCUCUGUCAGCCUGGGAAAGGAAGUCAGUGAGAUCCUGUCUGCCUGCUGGGCUUUCGACCUGCAGGAGAGACCCAGCUUCAGCCUAUUGAUGGACAUGCUGGAGAAGCUGCCCAAGCUGAACCGGCGGCUCUCCCACCCUGGGCACUUUUGGAAGUCAGCUGAGUUGUAGGCCUGGCUGUCUUGCAUGCAGGGCUUCCUUCCUUCUAAUCGCCAACUCAGCUGCGUGACUUCUGCUAAGACUCAAAAUGCCAGCGGGCACUAACCUAGGGGAUGCCGGCUCUGCUGUUCCAGUCUCCUUUCUCCAGAUUCCUUUUUGUGCUCUGUUUGUUUUUAACAACAGCCCCUCCCCUCUACGUGGCCUGCGUGUGCCUGAGUCACUGCCCAGGGAGGAUGGCACUAACUGGGUGACCCCUCAAGGCAGAAGAAUAACUUCUGGCUACCUUCGUGGACAGGACUACCCUUUCUCUCCUGUUCUCCCAAGGGUGGCUCUCGUUUGUGUUCUGGUGGCCCCUACUAACACCUUCCUGAGCCCUUUUGAGCAUGCUCAGAGAACGGGGAGGGGCCUUGGGGACCCUGGGACUUUGUCCUGCAAAGAGUGCAAUGGUUCCAGAGCUGCCCCGAGGCCACACCGUAUCACCAGGCCUCUCUGGGGUCCUUCUCUGUCUCUUGAAGACAGAGGGCAGUAGACACAAAAAAUCAUGUUGCUGUGAAAGACGUUAGCUUGAAAGGGCUGUGUCCUUAGGAGCUGCAUCCAGUAAAACUGUCCUAAGCAAAGAAGUAGCAGUCUCCAAACUUGAGUAAUGGAUGCAGAGCUACCAUCACAUCUGCUGGUGGGGUUCUGUAGCCCUGACCAGAUAGAUCUCUGCAGUCAGUCUUGGGAAUCUGUACCUCUGCCUGCCACCAGGUGGCCCUAGGGGAUCCUACAUGAGCACCAUUUUUAGGAGUGUGACAUCACUUCUGGUACUGGGCCUUAGGUCUCUCUUCUCUCCCAAUUCCAAGUGGAACAGCCAGUGAGGAAACAGUCCACAUGAGCCCACAGUGGCUACCAGCAUGCUGAGUGCUGGAGAGUCAGGUGAACCAGGCAUGUCAGUGUUCUGUGGGUAUGACGGAGGCCCAGAACCCAGGGUGGCCAGGAGCAGCUCUGCCAAGGCUGUGGACCGAGCAAUCGUUGUCACUCAUUGUCAGGGACCAAGUCCUCUGCUGAGCCUCCAGCCAGUGCUACCUUAACUCUGAUCAAGACCAGCAGGGCCAUAACCCAUGUCUCUGCUCCUCUUCACAGCAUUACCAGCAGCAAAGUCAUGCCCCGGUUUGAAAGGUUCGGCCUGGGGGUCCUGGAGUCCAGUAAUCCAAAGAUGUAGCCAGCCAUGUGGGUCCAUGCAGAAUGUGUCUUUUCUUUUGAGAUGUAUUUCUAAAAAAACAUCACCAUCACAAGAAGAAAUCAAAACAGAACCACUGCACUUGCUCAAAGCUGCAGACCAGGGACACGAGUCCUCCGUUCAGAGUGUACAUUACAAAGAUGUGUGUGGGGCCUGAAGACUGAGCCACACCUGCCACUCAAUGAUGCCACAACAGCCAGACCUGUCCCAACAAGAGCCAGUGUUUACACAGUGUUUCCGCCCAGUGAGCCUGAUGUUUUACAGUAGGGAGUAAUAAAGAGUUCAUGCGGAAGGGCACACUUUGGGGUAGCAGAUGUGGCAUCCCCUCUGGAAGGCCGUGCUACAGUGAGGUGCCUAGUGCUGGGCCAGGGGGAAGGAAAGUGUCGUGAUUGUGACUGUUCUAGAAGAAGAAGGCGAGGAGACACAAGGUUGCCCUUGACCUCUGCUUCUGUCCUAACUCCCAGCAGUUCCUCCCUAUCAGAGGAGCACUAUUCCUUCCUUAUCUUGCAGAGGAAACCCUGGCUAGGAACCAAUCUGAGUUAUGGGAGUCAGGAGUUCUCAGAGAGCUCAGGUUCACCUUCCAACUGCUCCCAUCCAGGCUAUUCCUGCUGAAAAGUAGAGAUAGAAUCCAAAGAGCAUCUAGAGGGAUUUGAUGGUUCAUAGCCUGGGCUUCUGCUGCAAGGUGAGGAGACAGCCACACCUCUGUGGAGAUGUGCUGCUUCUGUGAGGCCUCUAGGCAGGCACAAAGAUCAAGAGACUCAGUGUUUGCCAUCAGACAUGCCCCAUACCUGUGUCUACCCCUGGAGCUGCGGCUAGCCCAUUAGCUGUGUGUACUGUGAAUACUUAAUGAUCAGGAACAGAGAAUGUGGCAGACACUGCCGUCAGGUACCUGGCUAAGCCCCCUAUUCAGUCACCAGGUGACCCUAGCACUUUAAAACCCAUUGUCAGUCAUGCCAGAAGGUUCUAAGACUACCACCUAUUCUACUUCCCUGGCCUCACUGAAACCUUAGUCCAUUCAGACCUCUGUUUGUGCUCUGAGUUCAGAGGAGAGCAUGAGGCUGUCCAGCCACCUUAGCUAGACCCACCUAGCAAGCUCUUUCCUUUUGUGUCCAUUCCAAUGACAGGAAGCACUUGAUCCAGGAAAGUGCUGCAUUGAAACUACUGCUUACAGAGCAAAGUAACCCUUGAGCAGAUUCCACAACCAGAAAGGAAAAAAAAAGUCAGGAUGUGACUGGAUUCUGGCCCACAAACUCGGAGUUCCACUGUUAGGUGGACAUGUGACUCCCUCUUUCAGUUACAUCCACCAAGCAGAGCCUCCAUCUGUAGAAACUCCAUCUCUAGAGCUUUCCCUGGCACCAGAGGGUGGUCCAGAUGUCACAUCUAGUGGGCCACUCUGAAAAGCUGUGGAUGGCCUCACCCCAGCAUCACUGUCCUGUUGUACAUGCACUGGACGGUAUUAUCUUCACCCUGCCCCAUGGGUGUUGUGAAGGAGGAGAAGAGGCUGUGUCCUGUGGCCUCAGCUUUGUGUGGGUCAUCUCUCCUUUGGGGUGGGACUGUUGAUUCACCCCUUAUCCCUUUAGCUUCUUAUAUUAGCCCUUAAUGUGACCUCUUCCAAAGCCACAUAGCAUGUGGUCACCUCCUCUGUGGCAGUCUCAUGUCUGCCCCUUCCCAGAAAUCACAGUGCUUAAGCCACUGGCCUUUCUUUCCCCUUGUUGGUUGUGAAUAUGAUGCUGGCCUCCCCUCAAGGGCAGAACAGGAGCCACCAGGCUGACAAGGGCUGGAUGGCAGCUGAGUCUGUGUUCUUCCUGUCGCCCUCUGACACCGAGCCAUAGCUCUGACACACAUCCUGCUGAACCUGGGUCUCACUUUGUCCUGUGAACAUCACAGUUCAGGAAGCUCUGAGCACUGCAGUGAACAAGGUCGUGUGCAUAUGCUAGGGACAAGAGAGGAACAGUCAUGGGUCCUGCCUUAAGGAGCCAAUGAUCUACUGGGGGCCAACGUCUUCCAGGAGCCCAGGGGCCAUGUGGCCUGCCUCUGCAUUGCCCCUCAUUUAAAAGAGUGCCCCACUGUGGUUCCCCAUUCCCUUUUCUAUUUAAGUGACUGUGAAUUGAGGUUAGGAAGGCUUGCCUCCUGCGUGCUCUUCCCAUCUCCUAGGAAACACAUGAAGGAUGACAGAUACUGUGAAUUCAGCUCCUAUGGCCACUGUGAAGGCAAUGGAGAGGGCAGAGGCUGCAGAGGGCCCGCCUGAGGUCUGAGUCAAGCACAUGCUUCCCAGGCACGCCAAGUUCCCAGCCUCACCUCCAAGGAGGCCUUUACCUGCCAGAGCUGCAGCUCCUGGAGUUCUGUCUGAUGGAAGUCUUGAAUCCUAGCUAGUGCUGGGCUCACCAUGAGCAGCAUGGAACUAAACUGACCUCUCUACUGCACCAAAUCAAAACCCUCUGCCAUCUCCAGGAGUGUGUUGUGGCCCAGGCAGGGAGUGACAAGCCUGUCUCGCACUCUAGUGAUGGGGUUGGGGGCAGGGCGCCAUGCUGUGCUAUAGCGCUGGCCAGGAUUGUCAUCUGUGUGCACACCAGUGUCUUCUGUGGCCAUGAGGCACACACUUAUUUGCUUUUUUAAAAAAUGUGAUGUAAAAUUUGUACAGUAAAAGUUUUUAUAUUUUCUAUCAAUUGCGUUUGUCUUCCAGAAAUGCUUUAAUUUAAAUUAAAAUGGUUCGUAUUAACAAAUGUGUUGUAUUGGAGGUUUUGUUUAUCACUGGUAAGAGCAUACCCUCUGUGCUGAGCCAGGCCUGGGUGUCUGGAGUUUGUGAAUAAAGUUUUACCAAGGUG